Molecule: messenger RNA, 1268 nt
Organism: Engraulis encrasicolus (European anchovy)
Lineage: Eukaryota; Metazoa; Chordata; Actinopteri; Clupeiformes; Engraulidae
Exons: 4
Coding region: 178-1158 (326 amino acids)
Source: RefSeq, a predicted model, not a curated record
GUUCCAGUUGAGUUUGGUUAUAUCAUUCUUAAUUCACCCGCGAAAGAGAACAGACGCAUUUCCGAUACGCUCUUCAUAUUCAUAAGAAUUUACCUUCACCUCGCUGUUGGCCUAUUUUGUUUUCUCGAGACAACUUUCUUCCCGACGCGGCCUCGAAUUUCAGGCGACUAUUCUGAGAUGGAUCAACAUCUCCCAAGAAUGGUCACCCCUGAUGGGCCGGAGCUGGAAGACAUGCCACAGCAGUGCAAGUCAGGACCCCAGGUCACCUCAUGCCUGGGUGACACACUGAAGGACACCCAAGGCAAGGACAGCUGUGGGCCUUCUCCUAUCCAGGAGCUGGGCAGGGAGUCCAGUGAGAGUGAUCCAGAUGUGCCCAGGGUCCCACCAGUUGAGACUCCAAGCAAGGAGACGAAUGAGAACAGUGAUGAUCAGUCACUCUGCGGCAGUGGCAGUGAACAGCCCUCUCUGACCUCAGUGGCCUCCAUGCUGUGCUCCAGUGACAUGCCGGACAGCUGUGGGUCUGCAGUCAUGGGCAUCACUGACGCUGCAUUCAAGGACAUGGAGGCUUCCACUGUCCACAGCUCUGACCUUCCACUCCAGCAUCAGGGCUCCAGUGUGGGGAUGGACUCCACAGUCCCACCCCUCCAGCAGACCUCCGUGGCAGCUAAUUUGGGCUCUCCUGGCCACUCUGAGGCAGGCCCAUGCCCAAAAGUCCUACAAGCCCUGGAGCAGCAUGGGGACAGCCUGCAUGAGCAGCUCCACCGACACUUGGAGUUCCUGGGCAUGGCGUCCAGUCUCCAAGCACAGCAGACCACCUUGCAUUAUGAGGAGCCACCCUCCACAGAGCAGCAGGGCUGGCUGCAGCGUCUACGUGACUGGCUAAGGCGCUCCAGGAAAUGGUUGAGGAGCCUGAGGAAUUGCUGCUGGAGGAGGAGGAGGAACAGGGACGAGCAGGAGCCUUGCCCCGUCACCCAGGAGAAGGUCUGUGGCUCAGAGGGCAGCAUGGGAGAUGGCGUGUGGCACACACGAGCCUGUAACCGCUGGAGGCUGCAGCAGUUCCAUCAGGUGCUGCAGGACAUGGACUCCCAGGUCCAGGAGAGAAGGGCCUGGGUGCGGCGGGAGAUGGAUGCCAUCACCAGAGAGGCACCAGUCAACUGAACAUGUGGGGCCAAUUCCUGGAUCCGGACCUGUCUUUGCCUUCUGGAAGUAAAGAGGGAGACAAGGGCCUAUUUUUAUACCACUAACAAUAAAAUUGCCAAUUUAAUCUA